UUCAUUCAACAUUCAACAGAUUCAACUUGGAUUUAACUUCAGCCAACUUCAGCUUGUUCAUGGUUGAAUGUUGAAUGUUGAAUGUUGAGUUUUUGUUCUUUGGUUGAGUCUGGUUGAGUGAAGUGUUGUUGAAGGUGUAUGAAAGGUGUAGAAGUACGCGUCCGUUUACAAACUAGACUUAGCAAAGCAACUUAAUUUUAGAGGGAACAACUUAUUAUUUGUGUAGUGUUUUAUUUUAUGUAGAAAUUGAAUACACCCAUCUUAAAACGAAUUUAUAAUAGUCUAGAAGCAAAACCUGUAUGAACAAAGUGAUCAAAAUAUGGGUGAAGAAGAGGAGCAACUAAUCUUAAAUUAUGUAGAUGAAGAAAUUAAGGGGGUCAGUGGUGCUCCUAAUUCAAAAUUAUCUUCAGGUAUUGAUGAAAAUCAAAACGCACAAAUUUUAGUAUCUCGGUGUGUUCAAGAAAAGAAUCGAGUGACUGUGAAAAUAGAAAUUGAAAAUGACUCUCAAGAGGAAGAUUUUGAAUUUUCAAAAAACUCAAAUAGUUUUGAAAUAACCAAUUGUAAUUCUCAAAACGCUGUAAUAAUAAAAAGGGAACCAACAGGAGAUGGUGAAGAUGAACUUAAGAACGAAUCAUUAAACAAAUUAAAAGAUAACAUGGAGAAGAAAAGUAAGAAGGCUAAUAAGAACGGAGUGACUAAACGUGUUAAGAAAGCUGAACGAUUUAAGGCAAAACUCAAGGGCACUGAUAUUAUGACAACUGAGAUAGUUGAUUUAAGUUCUCUGUGUAAAGAGGAAGGUGGAAAACAAGUAUUUCCUUGCACAAAAUGUCUCUAUGUAGGUCAUUCAAAGGCCAAUUUGGAAAGACAUUGUCUUGUUCAUUUGGAUCCAAAAGAAAUUAAAUGGUUUGCUUGUACAGAGUGUCCCUAUAAAUCUAAGUAUGAACAUCAGUUGAAGAGUCAUUAUAUUGUCCACAAAAAACCAGAAGAAAUUGAAUUUUUCCAGUGUCCAUAUUGCGAACAAAAAUGUUCUCGUAAACAUAACUUAAAUAAUCAUAUAAGAUCCAUACAUGCUGAUAGAGAUUAUUCUCUUAAAUGUGCAGAAUGUGAUUAUAAAACUUUUCAAAAGGAAAGGCUAGUAGCUCACAUUAAAAAACACUCAAAAGAAGUGUUCACCUGUCACUUAUGCAAGUUUAUGACUAAACAAGAAAAAUAUUUGCAAACUCAUGUUAAGUUAGUGCAUACAGAAGUAGAGAAACCUUUUCCAUGUGACACUUGUUCAUAUAAAGGAAAAACCAAGAGGGAGCUUGACAGGCAUUAUGAUCGUAUGCAUAAUAAAGAAAAAUUGCAUGUAUACAAAUGCCACAAUUGUUCUUUUAAUUCCAUUUAUAAGAAAAAUCUUGAAUUUCACCUGUUACAUAUGCACCAGAAUUCAAAAGGAUUUACCAAAUUCAUUUGUGGACAUUGCGAUAAGGAGUUUACUUAUAAAAAUGGUCUGAAAACUCAUAUUGUCCGAUGUCACAUUAAAUUACGUGAAGAGGACUGGCACAAAUGUAUGGAAUGCAAAUAUAAAUCCAAAUGUAUCAAUACCUUGAAAAGGCAUAUUAAGAGAAACCACGGUGCGCCCAGGUUACUAUGUAACAAGUGUGACUUCAAAACGAAUCGUCAGAUAUCCAUGGACGCCCACAUGAAGACGCAUGAUGUAGACGGGGAAGAUGUUUUAAAGUGUCCCAAAUGUCCAUAUCGCAUUAUCCAGAUGUCAUCGUUCCUUUAUCAUGUGAGAGUUAUUCACAACAUAAAUGUAACUCCCAAAGAAGCUACGGCAAAGUAUACUGGGGUGGCCUAGCUUUUUGCUGUUUUAAUUGGUAAGACUUAUUUCAUUUAUUGUUUUGUGUUUAUUUUUUAAAAAUAUACUAGAACGUUUUUUAUAGAUUUAAGUGUUUAGACUUUAUUUAUUAGAGCAAUUUAGUUUACAGUUUUCUCAUUAUAAUGACUUUAGUUGUAUAGUUUCUUUUUUUAAAUGUGUCUAUUGUGUCAGCAAAAACCUUAUCAAAUGUUUUUUUUUUUCAAUUAAUCUCUAAAUUAUAUUACUCAAUUUUCUUACCAUACCGUAAUACCGCGUGCGUCUCAAACGUGGCUCACCCCUAUAUUUUUUUUUAUUUUUUUAGUUAAAAAAAACGAGAUUUGGUAUGU
Molecule: messenger RNA, 2190 nt
Organism: Sitophilus oryzae (rice weevil)
Lineage: Eukaryota; Metazoa; Arthropoda; Insecta; Coleoptera; Curculionidae
Product: zinc finger X-chromosomal protein-like
Exons: 7
Coding region: 320-1843 (507 amino acids)
Biological process (GO): regulation of gene expression
Cellular component (GO): nucleus
Source: RefSeq, a predicted model, not a curated record